AUGUAUCCACCACGUCGAGGCGGACUACCUGCAAGAGGUUAUGUUGGACGAGUGACCCCUGCUCUCUCUAGGGCUGGUAAUUCGUGUGCACCGCCGGGAUUCCCUCUUCGUAGCAUCACCGAGCUCUUGCAGGCGCCUGCACGACGAAACCAGCCGACUCUCCAUCCCGAGAAGAGAGAUGGCGCACUUUGGAUCUCCAUCGAGAAUGAGGUCAAAUAUGAUAUCAAAAAUGCCUUUACGAAUGAUUUUGAUGGUCCUUGGUGGAAUCUUGGUGAGGUUCCUCAAAAUCUGAAAGACAAGUGGUAG
Molecule: messenger RNA, 306 nt
Organism: Microthlaspi erraticum
Lineage: Eukaryota; Viridiplantae; Streptophyta; Magnoliopsida; Brassicales; Brassicaceae
Source: the annotation of a GenBank genome assembly